AUGCCUUUCAAUAAUACUAUAUUCUGGGAGGCUAUCCUUCUAUUCUGCUUUUGGCACAUUUGGUUAACUAGUAAUCAUAACAUAUUCAACAAUAGAAAAUAUCCCAUCUCCACUGUGAACACCAUUGCUAAAACCACUGAAUUCUACACAAUAGCAUGCACAUGGAACAUUAAAGAUACAGUCCCUAUCAAUGUCAAGUGGGAGCCUCCCCUAAGGGGGCACUACAAGCUAAAUACUGAUAGGGCAGCUAAAGGUAACCCAGGGGUAGGGGGAAUUGGUGGGAUUUUUAGGACACUCAGUGGUGAUUGGAUCAUUGGGUAUUUGGAGAACAUUCCACACACAACCAACACCCUUAAAGAACUGACUGCAUUGCUUGAAGGCAUUCAAAUUGCAUAA
Messenger RNA from Nicotiana tabacum (common tobacco), 396 nucleotides. The record is from RefSeq and is a predicted model, not a curated record. NCBI's taxonomy places the organism in Eukaryota, Viridiplantae, Streptophyta, Magnoliopsida, Solanales, Solanaceae.